UAUAUUUCCAAACUAAUGCAUUUCUGUUUCGUUUUGCUCUUUCCCCAACUCUUCUCUCUCUCUCUCUCUUUCGCUCUCUGUGUGCAGCUUAAUGGCAACUCCAAGCCUUUGCCACCACCUCGUGAUCAUCUGCGCAUCGAGAAGGAUGGACGUCUCAUUAACUGCGCCCCAGCACCACAGCUGCCAGACCGGCGAAUACCCGGCAAUGGCAGCGCCAUUCAGCAUCAGCACCAGCAGCAGCAACAACAACAACAACAACAGCCACAGCAAAUAGCGCAAGUUGUGGCGCCAACGCUCGAGCAAUUGGACAGUAUUAGAAAAUAUCAGGAGCAAUUGCGACGUCGACGCGAGGAGGAGGAGCGCAUCGCCCAGCAGAAUGAGUUUCUACGCAACAGCUUGCGUGGCUCACGCAAGCUCAAGGCGCUUCAGGAUACGGCCACAGCCACGCCCACGGCCGGGAAGGCGCUCGCGCAGCAGCAGCACGCGACUGCAGCAGCGGCAACAAUUGCUGGCGUCGAGAACGAGGCAUAUCUGCCGGAUGAGGACCUAAUGCCAGCGCAACACAUCGAUGGCUACGGGGAGCUGAUCGCGGCACUGACGCGUCUGCAGAGCCAGCUGGCCAAGAGCGGCCUGAGCAACCUGGCGGGCCGCGUGUCGGCGGCGCAUAAUGUCCUGGCCACCGCCAGUGUGGCCCAUGUGCUGGCCGCCAGGAGCGCGGUGCUGCAGCGCAGGCGGCCGCGGGUGGCCGGGCCGGUGCACUCCGGGGCGCUGGGCUUGCAGAAGGAGAUUGUGGAGCUGCUGACGCAGUCGAAUACGGCGUCGGCCAUUGAGCUGGGCAAUCUGCUGACCAGCCACGAGAUGGAGGGCCUGCUGCUGGCGCACGAUCGCAUUGCCAGCCAUACGGAUGCGUCGCCCUCGCCCAUGCCGACGCCGACGCCGACGCCCUCACAGACGCCCACGGCGACGGCCACCACGCUGAGCGGCCACAGCAGUCCCGUGGCUGGAGCCAAGGCAGCGGGAACGGCCGCAGCGAGCAGCAGAACGGCUGUGGCGGUGCUGCCGCCAGUGGUGCCGCCAGUGGCCAGCUCGGUGGCGCAGCGCGGAGCCAUGCCGCUGCCUGUGGCGGUGGGCGUGCGCGGCGAGUCGCCCCCCGGCAUGAGCGCCUGCUUUGGCACGCUGAACGACCAGAACGACAACAUACGCAUCAUACAGAUCGAGAAGUCCACCGAGCCGCUGGGCGCGACGGUGCGCAACGAGGGCGAGGCGGUGGUCAUCGGCCGCAUCGUGCGCGGCGGCGCCGCCGAGAAGUCCGGCCUGCUGCACGAGGGUGACGAGAUACUGGAGGUGAAUGGCCAAGAGCUGCGGGGCAAGACAGUGAAUGAGGUGUGCGCCCUGUUGGGCGCCAUGCAGGGCACGCUCACGUUCUUGAUUGUGCCCGCCGGCAGUCCGCCGCCCGGUGGCGGCCUCUGCAGCGGCCUGGGCAUGCAUCACGUGGGCGGGAUGGCGCAUCGUGAUACGGCCGUGCUGCACGUGCGUGCGCACUUCGACUAUGAUCCGGAGGAUGAUCUGUACAUACCGUGCCGGGAGCUGGGCAUCAGCUUCCAGAAGGGCGAUGUGCUGCAUGUGAUAUCCCGCGAGGAUCCCAACUGGUGGCAGGCGUACCGCGAGGGCGAGGAAGAUCAAACGCUGGCCGGCCUCAUUCCUAGUCAGUCCUUCCAGCAUCAGCGCGAGACCAUGAAGCUAGCCAUUGCCGAGGAGGCGGGCCUGGCGCGCUCCCGCGGCAAGGAGGGGGCCACCAGCAAGGGCGCAACUCUUCUGUGCGCUCGCAAGGGCCGCAAGAAGAAGAAGAAGGCCAGCUCCGAGGCAGGCUAUCCGCUGUAUGCGACGACAGCGCCCGACGAAACAGACCCCGAGGAGAUACUCACCUACGAGGAGGUUGCGCUCUACUACCCCCGUGCCACUCACAAGCGCCCCAUUGUCCUUAUCGGGCCACCCAACAUUGGCCGGCACGAGCUUCGCCAGCGCCUGAUGGCCGACUCCGAGCGAUUCUCGGCUGCAGUGCCACACACAUCCCGUGCCCGGCGCGAGGGCGAGGUUCCCGGCGUGGAUUAUCAUUUCAUCACGCGACAAGCCUUCGAAGCAGACAUUCUGGCGCGUCGUUUCGUGGAGCAUGGCGAAUACGAGAAGGCCUACUAUGGCACAUCACUGGAGGCCAUUCGCACAGUCGUUGCCAGUGGAAAGAUUUGUGUGCUGAACUUGCAUCCGCAGAGUCUGAAGCUGCUACGUGCCUCCGACCUGAAGCCCUAUGUGGUGCUGGUGGCACCGCCCAGCCUCGACAAGCUGCGGCAGAAGAAGCUGCGCAACGGCGAGCCGUUCAAGGAGGAGGAGCUGAAGGACAUCAUUGCCACCGCACGAGACAUGGAAGCGCGCUGGGGUCACCUCUUCGACAUGAUCAUUAUCAACAACGACACGGAGCGAGCUUAUCACCAGCUGCUGGCGGAGAUCAAUUCGCUGGAGCGCGAGCCUCAAUGGGUGCCCGCCCAGUGGGUGCACAACAAUCGCGACGAAUCAUAAUAUCCUCAUCGGCGACUGCUGCCCCAGCUCCAGAUCCAGCCACAACCUUAGCGCCAGUCAGUGUUUGCUUUGUACAUACUUUUCAAUUCAGCCAUGUGAAUGUGAAGCAGCUG
Molecule: messenger RNA, 2687 nt
Organism: Drosophila navojoa
Lineage: Eukaryota; Metazoa; Arthropoda; Insecta; Diptera; Drosophilidae
Gene: sdt
Product: MAGUK p55 family member stardust
Molecular function (GO): protein binding
Source: RefSeq, a predicted model, not a curated record